AUGGCGAAGAAUACAUUUGAAGAGCAAAGAUAUCAACUUAACAUAAAAAAUAACCCACUGUUGAUGGAAGUUUCCGCUUCUAAAAAGCCAUGCAGUGACCUAGUGAACAGUGGGGCUGAAGAGCUAUCGGCUGUGAAAACGCUUACUAACAUGGUAAAUACAAAAAAUAAAGCGUCUGACAGUGGAAAUGGGAAAGUUAAAAAGACCAGGGUACAUGGAAAGCAUCAGAUGGCAGCUUGCUGCCAUUGUAAGAAAAAAAGAAAGAAAUGCGACGGAGGAUAUCCUUCUUGCUCCCCAUGCGUAGCUGCAAAAGUGGUGUGUACAACGAUUGACAUCCCUACAGGAAGAGAAAUUCCCAGAAACUAUUUGCAAAUAUUGGAAUCAAAAAUAAAUGAGCUGGACGAUGCUUUAAAAAAUGCAAGCUCUUCGAUUACUAUUCGCGAUGAAGAUAGGGCAACAGAGUCCCCCGAUAGUUUGGGAAAGGAUCAAGAUCUUGCCGAAGAAAAUAUGGAGAAUGCUAGGGAUAAGGGCCUUCCACUAGAGAUGGGAUAUAUUACCCUCGCUGCUGCCGCAGAGCCUAGAUUUAUCGGGGCAAGCAGCGCGUAUUCGAUAGCGAAAGCCAUCCAUCACGCUAUUCACUACUAUGAACAACAAAAGCAAAUACCAGAUGAAGUGGAGACGGAGUCGAGGUUUGAUUUACAGCCAUCUACAGAUAAUCAGCUUUCCGAAUCAAGCUUCGUAAAGCCAGCAAGAUCAGAAGGCUAUCGUCUUCUUAAAGCGUAUCACUAUGGCGUUCAAUGUCAAUAUCCUUUUCUUGACUGGCACUGGAUAGUCGAUUGCUUUCAGAAAGUAAUGAAUGAUGAAACAGAAGAGGAUGAACCACUUUUUUUCAUUUAUAUGAUUUUUGCUGUCGGAAGCCAACUUCUCGAGCACGCAGCAGGGAGUUCUUCUGUACGCUUCACGAGAGCUUACUAUAAUAAAGCAUUUGAUUAUAUCUCAAUAAUUGUGGAAAAUACAAACUUGCGGUUGGUGCAAGCCUAUCUGCUUCUCAGCGUUUUCUCUCAAAAAAUGCCUUAUGGUAGCUCAAUUUGGCAAACUACCGGGCUGGCGAUCCGCACAUCUGUUGCUCUGGGGCUACAUCGAGAACCAUAUCAGAAGAAAAUGCACAGGCUGCCGAAAAGCCCAGAGACCGCGCAAGAGCUGAGAUCAAGAGUCUUUUGGUGUGCUUACAGUAUGGAAAGAAUCAAUGGAUUAGUUCUUGGCCGACCAUUUAGUAUCGCUGAUGUGGACAUCGAUACUCCUUUACCUCAAUCUGAGGAAUAUUCUGUCGCAACACAUGUUUUUAAGCUUAGAAUAUUGCAAUCAAGCAUUUGUUCGUUCGUUUACAAACCAAGAAAGUAUUUGCUAGAUGUGGAUGACACUGAUUCAACGCGCCAUCAAAUUAUGUUGGAGUUGAAUGAUUGGAAAAGAACCUUCCCGUACAAAAAGGAUGCAAAGACGACUUGGGAAACUGAUAACUGGUGUACAAUCUCUUAUCAUAAUUCAGUUCUGCUACUUCUACGACCUGUGGUGUUAGAAGUUGCGGAGAAGAAGAAAGAUACGCCUACAACUACAAUCGAAUGGUUUAGAAUAUUUACGCAGUCUGCCUCAGCCAUAUGUUUGAAUUACAAACAGCUACAUACCAAGCAAAAAUUAAGCUACACCUGGUUGGCAAUCCAAUGUGUGUAUGUGGCUGGUGUAACAUUUCUGUAUUGCAUAUGGUUGGACUCAUCUCUUAGUUUUCUUGAAUGGUCGAGGAGGAGCAUAAUUUAUGAUACUAUUUCUGCCUGUUCAAACAUUCUUUAUGUUCUAGCCGAGAGAUGGGAUGCUGCAAAGAUGUUUAGGAAUUCUUUCGAACGUAUCUCUAGAGCAGUUUUGGCAAGUAUCGACGAGGCAACUGAUUUAGAAGAAAAAUCCAAGGAGCAAACAGUGACAUUUAAUGACAAGGAAAAUACUACAUUUAGACCAGGAAUCAAGAAAAUCCUCAGUCCUUAUCAUCAAGAAGCAUUGGAUUACGAAAUUGAGGUCAACGAACCACACUCCUUUCACAAAAAUGUUGCUACUGACGGCCUGUCUUUUGCAGUUCCGUUGUCUCCCUCAAAUGGUUCUUCGCCACCAAUCAACGAUAAAACUAAUGGAGAAAAUAUUGUCGGAGAGGGGCUGAAUUCGUUAUGGGAUUUCUUGAACAGCACUGCUGAUAACUUUCUGAAAGAUAUGUUUUACGAUUUAGAAGAAAAAUUCGACACAUUUUAG
Lachancea fermentati is the source of this 2292-nucleotide messenger RNA. NCBI's taxonomy places the organism in Eukaryota, Fungi, Ascomycota, Saccharomycetes, Saccharomycetales, Saccharomycetaceae. The record is from the annotation of a GenBank genome assembly.